Ambispora gerdemannii is the source of this 255-nucleotide messenger RNA. The record is from the annotation of a GenBank genome assembly. NCBI's taxonomy places the organism in Eukaryota, Fungi, Glomeromycota, Glomeromycetes, Archaeosporales, Ambisporaceae.
AUGACUAGUGAUUCUCCUAAAACUAUCGGCGAAGCUAAAAACCUUAUUGAAAUUAAUGAGAAAGACGAGGAGCCAACAACUUUGACGUUACAUACAGCUGGAUUCGAUGCUCGUUUUCAAACACAAAUCAAUCAAGACACUGUUGGCAAAACUACGUGGAUUACUUCAAGUGUAUCAAAAGCCGUGGUCAUGAUUAUCCACCAUGUCAACAAUUUUUUCGAGCUGAUCAUAUUCUUUGUCCCAGUGAUUGGGUAG